CUCCGUUGCUGGAGGACAGGCGGCGGCGGCGGCGGCAGAGGCAUCGACUGGUCGCUGCGGUCGGAGUUCUUCUUCUUCUUCUCCCACGGUGCGCUCCCCUCGCGCGCGCGCGCUCCUGGACGCGGAACCCAUUGAGCGAACUGAUCAUGGAGUCGUCAUCACGACCGUCUUCGGCAGCGUCGGCGCUCCACUUCACUACUUUCUUCUCCGCAGCGCCGGAUCGCGAGGAGAGCGCGCUAAAAUAAAAGCCGUCGAUUUGCAGCGAGGGAAACUUUUCUUUUUGUAAAAGAAUAUUUUUUGAUCGAGAGACGCGUGGAAUGGAGAUGCCAACUUUCUUGCUGUCGAGUCUGGCUCUGCUCUUUGUCGGAGGGGAUAUUUUCACCAGGUGAGAUGAGCCUUUUUUUCCCUUUUAGGGCCAUGUUGAGUGACAUCGGAGACUAUGUCGGUACAGACAUUGAAAUCUCCUGGUUACCUAAUCUGGAUGACUUGAUGAAAGGCUACGCCAGGAAUUUUCGCCCCGGUAUUGGAGGUCCACCAGUGAACGUGGCCAUGGCUAUUGAGGUGGCCAGCAUUGACCACAUCUCUGAGGCCAACAUGGAGUACACGAUGACCGUGUUCCUGCGGCAGAGCUGGCACGAUGACCGGCUGUCCUACAACCACACCAACAAGACGCUGGGGCUGGACAGCCGCUUCGUGGACAAGCUGUGGCUCCCCGACACCUUCAUCGUCAACGCCAAGUCCGCGUGGUUUCACGACGUGACUGUGGAGAACAAGCUGAUCCGGCUGCAGCCCAACGGAGUCAUUCUAUACAGCAGCCGAAUCACUUCAACAGUGGCGUGUGACAUGGACCUGACCAAGUAUCCUAUGGAUGAACAGGAGUGUAUGCUGGAUCUGGAAAGUUAUGGUUACUCCUCAGAGGACAUUGUGUAUCACUGGUCAGAGAGUCAGACACACAUCCACGGCCUGGACAAACUGGAGCUCUCCCAGUUCACCAUCACGGACUAUCGCUUUGUUACGGAGAUGAUGAACUUCAAAUCUGCGGGCCGCUUUCCAAGACUCAGUCUUCGCUUCCAGCUGAGACGAAACCGAGGCGUCUACAUCAUCCAGUCAUACAUGCCUUCAAUAUUACUGGUGGCCAUGUCCUGGGUCUCCUUUUGGAUCAGUCAGUCAGCCGUCCCCGCUCGCGUGACCCUGGGGAUCACGACCGUCCUCACCAUGACCACGCUGAUGGUGAGCGCCCGCUCCUCCCUGCCACGAGCGUCAGCCAUCAAGGCGCUGGACGUGUACUUCUGGAUCUGUUACGUCUUUGUGUUCGCGGCCCUCAUCGAGUACGCCUUCGCUCACUACAACGCUGACUAUCGACUCAAAGAGAAGGCCAAAGUGAAGGCCAACAAGCUGAGCUCGGAGUCCAUUGUGAAAAACGGCAAACAGGCGAUGGUUCUGUUCUCCCUGUCGGUCACCGGCAUGAACCAGGGCGUGGUGAUCUCGAGCCGCCAAGGCCGGAGUCAGCGUCCCAGCAGCGAAAUCCCGGGGGAGGGCUGCGCCGAGGAGCCCGAGCCGAGGAGGAGGAGGUCCAAGCAGGCGGAGGAGACGGAGGAGCAGAAGAAAUGCUGCUCCAAGUGCGUGUGCAAGCCCAUCGAUGCCGACACCAUCGACAUCUACGCCAGGGCCGUGUUCCCUUUCACCUUCGCCGUGGUGAACGUGAUCUACUGGGUGGCGUACACCAUGUGAGGAGUAGGCAGCAGGUCUGUGCAGAUGGCCGCCAUCCAGGACUGUACUGUACAUAAGGAACUGCUGGAGCUGGGCCACUUGAGUGUGGGCAGACUGGUGCAGCUGCAGUAUACUGUAGGAGAAGCAGAAGACAUGCAGCUCCACAUCCCGUCAAGAUGGAAAAUGGCUAUUGAGGAAACUGCCGUAACGGGGAUUCAUAUCUUUAAAUACAAAUACACAAUUUGCUGUAUAAAGACGAUGGACUGUGUCGCCCCUCGGAGAUUCAGUGAAUGCAACCUCACCAACGCUCCAGAUUCCUUCAUCGUCCUGCUUGAACAACCUGCAGCACUGACCACAAACACGUUCCAACACAAAUAGUCGUAGUCAGCUUAACUAACCCGAAGCCACAACAACCUGGAGUGAAGCGCUUUUUAUCUUAACAAAAGCAACAAGAGCAUAACCAGAGGUGAACAGUUAUUCUGCAUGGCUGAUAAGUCCCUCACCCUCCGCCCCCCACAUUGCCACCCCCCCUCCGCUCCUCCACCCCUUUUCUUUUUCACUUCAUUUUUUGUUUAGGGCACCGUCUGGAGUGUCUUAUCUCUUUCUGCCAGUUCUGCCUGUUUCCUUACCAUUAAAGGACUUCACUACCUG
This is a messenger RNA of Betta splendens (Siamese fighting fish), 2361 nucleotides long. RefSeq names its product gamma-aminobutyric acid type A receptor subunit delta (gene gabrd). NCBI's taxonomy places the organism in Eukaryota, Metazoa, Chordata, Actinopteri, Anabantiformes, Osphronemidae. The record is from RefSeq and is a predicted model, not a curated record. Gene Ontology annotation, cellular component: membrane; neuron projection; synapse. Gene Ontology annotation, biological process: regulation of membrane potential; monoatomic ion transmembrane transport; chemical synaptic transmission. The transcript is spliced from 9 exons. Gene Ontology annotation, molecular function: GABA-A receptor activity; extracellular ligand-gated monoatomic ion channel activity; neurotransmitter receptor activity. Bases 391 to 1731 code for a protein of 446 amino acids.